AUGGGCCGACCGACCGAUCUGCCCCCGUCGUAUGAAGAGAGUGUCGCCAGCGAUCCGCCCGCCGCCUCGCGUCCAUUCCCUCCUCCUGCCUUCCCCGCUCCUCCGACCGACAACACAACAGCACCCAUCCCCGGCAGCAGAACCUACCAGAGCGUCCGCUCCGACACUCGAGAAUCCGACACCGUCACUCUUGCUCCCGCCCUCAGCCAGGAUGCGUCGGCCCUGCACACGCUCAUUGCCCGCCAAGCCGAGAUCCCGCCGCGACCGUACCUGACCGUGCGCGGCUCCCACACCGAAACUCGUCACGACCACAACCGCAAGGAGGACCGCAAGGAGACCGUCGAGGACUUUUCCUUCAAAAUCGAUUUAUCUGGAUACCUGGUCCGCGAUGAGCACGCGUCCCAGCAGCAGGGCGAUGACUACGACACCGGAGUACAGCUAGCCCCAGAUUCUCAGGACGGGUGGCACGUUCUGACCCUCGUUCGCGAUAACGACGGACAAAAGGCCUAUCGUGGAGGACGGUGGAAGUCGGAUACAUGGGCGGGGCAUGAGCAGAGACAGAGGUUGCAAGCAGUACACCUGGAGGAUGGGCCACACACCGAGACCGCCGGGUUGGUGCAGGAGCACGAGGAUGGUCCUAGCUUGAUGGGCUGGUGUGAGCGGUUCUGCGACGAUCCGGCCCCUGUGAAAUCGUUCGCCUUUGGUCGCAGCGUCGUCGGAUUCGACAGUGACGUUCUCCACUCCGCGUUGACGUCCCAUCUGCGCAGUCUCCACUACAAGGGGGACAUUAGCAUCACGACAAACCUAGCAAAUAGGGACCUGGUCGUGUACUCGCCUCACUGGGUGAACCAACUGCGAAAUAACGGUUUUGUGUACUGGUGCUGCAUUAUCCUGCAGCUGUGGAUCAUCGCGUGGCCGGUUAUCUUUUUCCUCGAGCGUCGCUACGAUGUGGCCCGCUCGGUGUGGUACUUUUCCCGAGUGGAAGGAGGUGAUACCCAGUACGCGUGUCACCGGAAUGAGGCAUCCAUAGCCGAUGAGUUGGCCCCGGCGGUGACACAAGCAGCUUUGGAGCGACGACUCGAUGGGAAGAUGCUCACACCGCAGGAGAUGGAGCUGCUUCACCGGCUAGGAAGAGAGCGACAGCAGCGUGGCGUGGUCGUGAUGCAGUGGGAUCGGUUCCUGGGAUGGGGGAGCGAUUCCUAG
Messenger RNA from Aspergillus ibericus CBS 121593, 1203 nucleotides. RefSeq lists its product as uncharacterized. The transcript is spliced from 2 exons. The record is from RefSeq and is a predicted model, not a curated record. Lineage: Eukaryota; Fungi; Ascomycota; Eurotiomycetes; Eurotiales; Aspergillaceae. Bases 1 to 1203 code for a protein of 400 amino acids.